Molecule: messenger RNA, 1635 nt
Organism: Lycium barbarum (goji berry)
Lineage: Eukaryota; Viridiplantae; Streptophyta; Magnoliopsida; Solanales; Solanaceae
Exons: 6
Coding region: 1-1635 (544 amino acids)
Biological process (GO): DNA integration
Molecular function (GO): nucleic acid binding
Source: RefSeq, a predicted model, not a curated record
AUGGUUAAGGACUUCUUGAAGGUCUUCAUGGAUGAUUUCUCUGUUGUUGAUGAUUCAUUUAAUGAGUGUAUUGACCACUUGGGUCGAGUGAUGAAGAGGUGUGAAGAAACUAACCUUGUUCUUAAUUGGGAGAAAUGCCACUUUAUAGUGAAGGAAGGGAUUGUACUUGGCCACAAAAUUUCUGAAAAAGUUAUUGAGGUUGAUCAAGCAAAGAUUGAUGUCAUUGCUAAGCUUCCUCCACCCAUCUCUGUCAAGGGUGUUCAUAGCUUCUUGGGACAUGCUGGUUUCUAUCGGUGGUUCAUUAAAGAUUUCUCAAGAUUGUUAAUCCCAUGUGCAAGCUUCUUGAAAAGGAACCUAAAUUCCCAUUUGAUGACAAGUCUUAUGUGUGAUGCAAGUGGUUUUGCCAUUGGAGCGGUGCUUGGUCAGAGGCACAAUAAGAUCAUGCCCCUGAUUUACUAUGCAAGAAAAACACUGAAUGGGGCGCAGAUGAAUUAUACUGUAACUAAGAAAGAAGUGCUUGCUAUAGUCUAUGCAUUUGAGAAGUUUCGGGCUUAUUUGUUAAGGUCCAAAGUGGUUGUGUAUACUGAUCACGCGGCAUUGAGGUAUUUGAUAGUGAAUAAAGAUGCAAAGCCAGGGUUGAGUCGAUGGUUCCUCUUGCUACAGGAAUUUGUCUUCGAGGUCAAAGAUCGGAAAGGGUCAGAAAAUCAGUUUGCUAAUCAUCUAUCACGGCUUGAGGAAGCUGGGCGACAAUUAGGAGAUCUUGAUAUUGAUGAUGCAUUUCCAAAUGAGAGGCUUUUAGCGGUGUCUUGUGAUGUAGCGCCGUGUUAUGGACUACGUCUCCAAAUAGGUAGAAGCAAUGGUUUACCCAAUAAUGAAGCCAAAAGUGUUAUGGGUUUUCUGAAGAAAAACAUCUUUACUCAUUUCGGCAUCUCGAAGGCAAUCAUAAGUGAUGGUUGUUCACAUUUUUACAAUAGAGCCUUCGCGGGACUGCUAGAGAAGUAUGGUGUAAAGCAUAGAGUGUCUACCACGUAUCAUCCUUUGACUAAUGGCCAGGUGGAAGUCUCUAAUCGGGAGAUAAAAAGUAUUUUGGCCAAGACGGUCAUUGCAAAUAGGACUGAUUGGUUCCGAAAGCUUGAUGAUGCUCUUUGGGCGUUCAAUUUGACAGUCGAACUUGAACACAAGGGCAUAUGGGCAUUGAAGAAACUAAAUAUGGAUUGGAAAAAGGCAACCAAGCUUCGGUUGUUUCAACUUAAUGAGAUGGAUGGAUUCUGUUAUCCUCCUAGAAAGUAUAUCCCGAUUUUGGUCCGAGACUUCUAUGCUUCCUACGUUGCUGAGAUAAACAACACAUAUAAGCCUGGCCAGCUAAAAAAUAAGAAACAUGCGCCACUUGAAGAGGCAACGGUCCGAGGUUUGAAAAUUGACUUCUCCGGCCGAGCUGUCAACCGUUUCUACUUUGGUGAUGAGUAUGUGCCACCUACAAACACCGAUGAGCUUGAAUAUAGAUUAAGUGAUAGCAGAAAAGACAAGGAUGAGGACCUUCAUGCCAGGGAGCUUACGGUGCCACCUCCAGUGACGUUGGCACAGCCUCCUUCCAAAACACAUCAUCAGGAGAGGGGCCUACCCAAGACUUCUUAA